Molecule: messenger RNA, 2040 nt
Organism: Aureobasidium melanogenum CBS 110374
Lineage: Eukaryota; Fungi; Ascomycota; Dothideomycetes; Dothideales; Saccotheciaceae
Product: galactose oxidase
Exons: 1
Coding region: 1-2040 (679 amino acids)
Molecular function (GO): protein binding
Source: RefSeq, a predicted model, not a curated record
AUGGCUAAGAAGGACAAGGCCAAGAAAGAAGCUAAGAAGGCUCGAGUUGCAGCCAAACAGGAAAAGGUUGCCAAAAAGUCUGAAAAGAAGGCCAAGAACAAAAAGGAUGCCGACGACAGCGAUGUUGAAGAUGCCGAUCUGGACGCAAUUCUGGCAGAAUACGCAAAGAAGCAAGAACAAUUCCUAAAGGUCACCGAAGAAACUGUUUCUGGCCCAUCACCAAGAAGUGCUUCCACCUUCAUCGCCUCUCCUUCAGACAGCAGAGAACUUUUCCUGUUUGGAGGCGAACACUACAAUGGAGCCAUCGCAAACUUCUACAACGAUCUGUACAUCUACAGAAUCAACUCGGAUGAAUGGCGCAAGGUAACAAGUCCUAAUUCGCCCUUGCCUCGCAGUGGCCAUGCUAUGUGCAGAGGCGGCAACACUGGUGGCAUCUACAUGUUUGGUGGAGAGUUCAGUUCGCCAAAACAGGGCACUUUCUAUCAUUACAACGAUUUCUGGAACUUAGACCCAUCAACCAGGGAGUGGACCAAGAUUGAGACUAAGGGGCCGUCUCCAACCGCCCGAAGUGGUCAUCGUAUGGUGGCCUUCAAACGCUACAUCAUCCUUUUCGGAGGAUUCCAAGAUACGUCUCAACAGACCAAAUAUCUGAACGAUCUCUAUAUUUAUGACUGCCAAACAUUCCAAUGGCAUGUUCCGGCCCUGCCACCAGCAGCUAUGCGUCCUGAUCCCAGAUCAUCCUUCUCCUUCCUGCCUCAUGAGACUGGAGCGAUCCUGUACGGUGGAUACUCCAGAAUCAAGACUUCGACCUCAGCUGGAAAAUCGAAAGGAGGCAGACAGGCUUCCCGUGUUAUCAUGAAGCCUAUGGUGCAUCAAGAUACAUGGUUCUUGCGUAUCACACCACCUCCUGCAGAAGCUCCUAUGAACACCUUGCCAACUGUUCGUUGGGAAAAGAGAAAGAAGCCAGUCAACUCACCCAACCCAGCUCGCGCUGGCGCAACUAUGGUGCAUCACAAGGGAAGAGGUAUUGCAUUCGGUGGUGUACAUGAUGUCGAGGAGGACGAAGAAGGUAUUGACAGCGAGUUCUUCAAUCAACUACUGGCUUUCAACAUCGAUCGUAAUCGUUUCUUCCAACUGAGUCUCAGGAAACCCCGUGCUCAGCCAGCAAAGAAGCAAGGCGGUGGCAACGAGCGUGGUGGCAGACGUGGAAGAGGAAAAGCAGAUGAAGAAGAGCUGUUGCGCAAUCUUGCACUUAUUGAAGGCAAGGGUUCCUUGGAUGAUGGUGAGCUCCCUAUCAAGCGCGGUGACGACUCCGAUGAUGAGGAUGUCAAGAUCGAGAAACCUGUGCAAUACGAGAUGCCCCAUCCCCGAUUCAACGCUCAACUCGCAGUACAAGACGAUACUCUUUACAUCUAUGGUGGUACCUUUGAGAAGGGCGAUCGCGAAUUUACCUUUGAUGAGAUGCACAGUAUCGAUCUCGGCAAGCUUGAUGGUGCCAAGGAGAUCUUCCGUCGCGAGCUCGAAGACUGGCAGGGCAGUGAGGACGAGGACAGCGAAGAUGAAGAUGAGGACGAGGAUGACGAGGAAGAUGAGAGUGAAGGCGAAGGUGAAACCGCUGGCACUUCAACCCCUGCAACUUCUGUCGCACCCGAAGAGAUUGCCAAGCCCGAAGAUGUGGCCAAAAAGCAAGCAGCAGAAGACGAAGAGCCAGAAGAUGAAGCUGCUACUGAAAAGUCUGAUGGUCUUCCUGGCCCGCGUCCCUUCGAGUCUCUGCGUGAGUUCUUCUCUCGCACAAAUCAUCAGUGGCAAGACAUUAUUCUGGAAGAGCACAAGUUCAAGCACGCGACUCAGAUCACCGAGAGAUCAGUCAAGGAAAUCCGCAAGAGCGCAUUCGAGCGUGCUGAGCAGAAAUGGUGGGAUGUCAGAGAAGAGAUGCAAGUAUUGGAAGACGAGCAAGAGGCUGCCGGCAUUGGCGAGGUUGUUGCUCUCGAGUCCCGCGGUGAAGGUAGUGGUGGUGGCGGUGCUGGCAGGAGAAGAUAG